This is a messenger RNA of Microplitis demolitor, 16291 nucleotides long. RefSeq names its product E3 ubiquitin-protein ligase UBR4 (gene poe). The transcript has 16 exons. Gene Ontology annotation, molecular function: protein binding; zinc ion binding. Bases 18 to 15785 code for a protein of 5255 amino acids. The record is from RefSeq and is a predicted model, not a curated record. NCBI's taxonomy places the organism in Eukaryota, Metazoa, Arthropoda, Insecta, Hymenoptera, Braconidae.
UGCUGUAUUCUAUAAAAAUGGCAGCGAAGAGUGGUGGUUGUGUUGACUGGUUGUCAAUUGUAAAACCAAUUUUUACUUCAUCUUACGAAUCAUUUAGUAGAAAUGAAGUUUUAGAGCUUGUAAAAGCUAUAAUAGAAAAUGAAUCCGAAUUUAUAUGUCAUGAAGAACAAUACGAAGCUUUUUACACAUCAUUUGCAGCUUUAGUUGCUGAUUAUAUUAGCGGUAACAUUAACAUACCAAAAAGUCAAAUAGCAACGGUUUGGCAAGCAUGCAGGAUCCUUUUGAAAUAUUUAGUCAGCAAGCAGCCUGGAGAUGGAUCAGCUACUGUUUUGACAAUGAAACAAUUGUUAUUGCCGAUCAAAGCACUCUGCACUGGACAGUCACUGCUUACCAAAACCGAAGAAGUAGCAUUAAUUGCUAUAAUGAAAAAUUCAAAUAUCCCAUCGUAUCUAGCGACGGCGUCAACUGUUGGAGAAAAAGAGGGUUUUUCACAACUUAAUAAAGAUCUAAAAAAAGUACGCAAUGAUCUUUCUACAUCAAUUCUUGAACAAUUGACAAUGCCACUGCAAGAUUUUAUACCGAUUGUGACACUUAUAAGCGAUACACCAUCUGAGGUGAAUAAAAAUAUCACAGAAACUGGUGGAAAUGAUCUAAAUAAUGAAAUUAAGGUCAUGUUUAUUGCAAAUAAUAUCAGUACUCUUCAGAAUAUUGGUGCUGGAGACACUUUGCUUGACAUGUGCUGUAAUUUGCCACAUUUAUCCCGAUACAUGCGAAAAUAUCAGGCUUAUAUGAAUAAAAAAGGUUUUAGUUUACCUGCUAAUCACGCUGAAGCUCAUAUAAUCAGACAUAGUUUACACUCUGUUGUAAAUGACAUUAAUAUAGUACAUACUGUUCUAUCAUUACCAGUUCUUGAACCAUUAACGCCUGAAAAGCUUGAAAAAUUGUCAUUAUUAACUAUGUCUUGCUUAUAUUGUUCAAUCGCUAAUGCAACCGCUGCGAGCAUAGUCGGAGUUUCGAAUGCAGUGUCGCCCAAAUGUAAUACAAAUAGUUCAGGAACUCAAAACAAUCAAGGUGGAAGAACAACUGAAGAAGAUUACGAUUCUUUGGCUAUAACAGUCGUUGAAAAAAGUCUUGAAAUUUUUGGAUUAGUUUCCAACAUAAUUAAAUCUAGUACAAGAGCGGGUGGACAAAUAUUACAAAACCAUUAUUUAAUCGGUGUUUGGUUGUUGGUUGCUGGUCUACAAGCUCAAUUAACAGUUAGUAGUUUUAGUAAUGUAACGGAUAAAAAUAAAGAGGAAAAAGGCAAAUCACCCAGCAAAGUUCGUGAUGGAACUUCACGAAUCAACCUUAUGAAAGUUCAACAGGGUUUUGGAGUCUUGUCAGUUGCACUUGCUUCUCAUGCGCUUUUACUUAUGAGCGCUUUACUUGAAGACGUUUCAGUGGAAGCUGCUUACGAAAAUCCACUUCCAGAAGAGUCAGCCCCCUUAGAAAUUUUAGCAACUUCAACAGCACUUCAAAGAGCCAUGACAUUUCUUCAAGAAGCACCAAUUAAUCACUUACUAUUUUAUUUAGCGACUAUCAGUUAUCGAAAAGCCUGUACUCUGAAAAGAAUACAAAAACAUCCUCAAGAAGGGGAUACAUUGAGCCAGUCAGAUUCCACUACUUAUUAUGAAGAUCUUUUGAGUUUUUCUGAGAGCUCAACUGAUGAAGAACAAACUGUUAUGUCGGUAGAGGAGGACAGUGAACCUAUCUUGGGACUAUGGUUUGAAGAAACUUUAUCUCCUUCUGAAGAAUCAUCAGCUAAUACAACUAAGGAAACAAAUAAUGAAGUUGGUCCUGACCACACUACAACUACGAUCGUUCCUGAUAAUCGUGAGCCUCAUGGGUAUAUAUCAUUAGCGACACAAAUAUUUCAAUUCAUGAAUCAACAUCUCAUCGGUAGUCGAAGCUCUUACGUGCGAGACUAUGUAGUUAAUGGAUUAGUCGAACAACAAAUGGUGAUCCUCGCCGCAAUCAUUCGAGAUUUAGAUCAUGAAACUGCUAAAACUGAAACAGGAACAAUUUCCGUAUUUUAUGGCGCUACCCUUGGUACCAUGUACACUGAAUUUUCUCAAGCUUUAAGUCGAUAUACACACAAUUUACUGGCACAUAAUACAUUGAGCGAGUCAUUGCAAAAUACGCUACUUCAACAUUUAGGAGUUAGUCCCUGGACAUCUGAAAAUGGAUCAUCAACUUUAUGGCCCUUACAAGUUUAUCCCAGAACUCUCAGUGUUUUGGCUCAAAUUCUUUUACUUAAACCUCAGUCAGAGAAAGAAGCAGCUUGUAUUAGUAUUUGGCAGCGAUUAAUCACGACUAUAAUUGAAAAUGUUUGUAUUCCUCCUUCAACGUUCGAACCAGAAAAUGAAGAUCUAAAUGUCGAACAUGCACAGUUGGUUCUUUUUCUCUUUCAUUCACUAAAUUUAAUGCAAAAAAAAUCAGUUUUAUUGUUAACUGCAAGUGGAGCUAUACGAUGUAGUGAAGCCGUCAAGAGUCCGAUGAAUGACUCUCAAAUUCUUCAUCUAUCACGUCUUUUGUUAUUGCUCGAAUAUAUGAUGAGACAUUUAUAUGAUGCGCCAUCAACGUUGCUUGAACAAGUUCAGUGGAAUCUGCUUUCUGCCACAAGCUUAGCGCCGGAUACAAAAGAAGGUAGUAAACAAGCCGCAAGAGUUUAUACUCCUUGGAAAGAAAUAGAAGAUAAUUAUCCAAAAAGUGGAUCACAAGACGAAUUCACUAUGAAACCGCGUUUCUAUAACUUAACUAACGCCGAUUUUAAUAAUCAAGAUAUGCCAAAGUUAGAUGGAUUAGCGUGUAACUUUAUAUUAGGGACUACAGACAAAGUUAAAUAUCCUUUGCUCAUAGAUGCAUUAAUAGAUAUCCUUAAUGUUAUUAAUCAAACCAGUUUACCACGAAAAUUGCAGACCGAUGCAAAAGAUAAAAUGUCUAUCACUGGUUUAUGUGCUACGCAAUACUGUUUUUUUAUUUGUUGGAGACUUUUAUUAAUGUUGCCGCCUUCUACAACGUACAUGGAUAAAUUAGCUCUGGGUGAAGAGAUUCCGGCAGGUCCAAUGCUUUUGUACUCCUUGAUUUGGGGCCCUCGGACUGCUUAUAAGACGUUUGCUGGGUGGAUGAAAGAUUGUCUUGUUAAACAAGGAAUGUUUACUCAAUAUGCUGAGAAUCUUCUUAAAACAGUAUCAUCGACAGUUAAUUCCUUAAAGUAUGACAUUACAUUAGCGAAAAACUGUAUUAAAAUUUUUAAACCAGAGUUGAAUACUUCAGAUAAAAUAAUGCCACAAUCAUCAUUACCAAAGUUAAGUUCACUCACGAUUUUGGCUGCAAUAAUUGGAAAAUUGCAAGUCCUUAUGGACGAAAACAUUUCGAAAACACCAACGGAUAAAAUAGACACUAGUAGAAAUCCACAGAACUCGGAAUCAACGUCAUCAACGACAAAUAAAAUGAUUGCUGAUAUACUUCCGCAUGUAUUAUCAUUAACGGAAGUAAUUUUAUCUUCUUGCCGGUCUAGUGUUCUCUAUCAAAUGCAUGAACUUUCUGAACCAGCUAAGAAAUAUAAUUUACGAGAUUAUUUAGUAUUAGACGGUAUUAUUAGUGUAGCUAAUGCUAACUUGGCUACGGAAUCUUCUAUUGUUACGCUAUUACCUGUCGGUAUUCGUUCUAUUUUAGAUAAAUGGAAGGCCGUAAACGUAACCUAUAUACCGUGGAAUACUUAUGCAAAUGAUAUUAUUCCAGCUGAAAGCUAUAUUCUCACUAUAGUAAACCAUCACAUCAGUACUUUAUCAGAGUAUGGAAUCUUUUCAAUAAAUCCAUCACUUAAAAAUCUACUUUAUUCUUUAGUAGUUUUCCUUCAUGAAUAUGUUACUCCCGCCAAUGUACCGGAAAAUUCAGAAAUUUACAACCAAACAAUUGAAAUUUUGAUAUCUCUCACUGUGGACGCAAGAACUGAUUACUUACAAGAUAUGGUAUCAAAAAUUUUAACCAAAUUACUUGGCGGCAUUGAAAGUGAAUCGAGAAAAUUAAAAGAAUAUCUUUUUAUUCUAAAUCAUACUUACAAUGUUAUUAUUGAUUACACGAAACACAAUGAAUUUAUAAAUCUUUCCGUUGAUGGUAAAAUUCUUAAACAAUGCAUUAAAUAUUGGGAGCAGUUGUUAGACAGUCCUGUGGGAUGCAAAGCUUUAGAUCAAUUUUUCACAUCUUGUCCAAACCGAACACUAGUAUCCGUUCUUUUGUCAAUUUCAUCUCCACAAGCAUCUCAACAAUUCAACUUUCAUGUUCUUCACUUUUUUAAUAAAUUAUUUAAAACUGCUGAGAAAAUGAAUGACGAUUCAUUAGAUCGUCUUUGUUGUUCAGUUUCGAAUCUUACAAACGUCGAAAAUGAUGUUCUUCAGUCUUGGCUAAAGCACGUAAUUUUGGGGACUAAAAAUAACAUACCAAAUGUAUUACCAACGAAUAUACAAACUGGAAAAACUACGGGAACUGCCAGUACGUCUGAAAAUGUUGAUGAAGCUCAAAAAAAUGAAAAUCUAAAUAAUAUAUCUGAAAAUGAGCAAGUAGCUUGGCCAACUGCGCUAUUAAACUCUGCAAACAGCAAUCAAAUAUCUAGUUUUAAUGAAGAUCAUCAAAUUAUGCAAGAACACAGUCAAUUACUCCAAGCGCUUACAAAUUAUGUUGUCAAAGCAAAUAAUUCAUUAGACGAAAAUGUUUCUGCUACUAUACUUCAAGCUUUGAUACCAUGGGGUUAUCAUAUUCUGUCUUCAAGCAUCGAAGGGGCGGGAUUUUCUGAAUUAAUGCAAGUAAUGUCAACAUUGGCUGACACCGGAAAUGACAAAGGGCACGUACUACUUUUUAAAGCAGCAACUGAUUGGGUUGAGUUAUGUAAGCAGCGAUUAAUGAAUAAAGACUUACAAACACUUGAAAAACCAUUGCCGUACAUUGAAGCAGGCUGGUGUGUUUUAAAUUAUAUUGCUGAUAUUGUUAAUGCAGUUUGUCCUCUGCAAUUAUUCGCGUAUGAUAGAGCUACAAGUCCACCGUGGGAAGGAGCAUCUCCUCUGAAUGAUUUUAAUGAUGAUUGGAUGGAUGAAUUAGCUCACGAAGAUGAUGAUAGUGCUGCGGAAGAUUCUGAUGAAGACAGUCUUUGUAAUAAAUUAUGUACAUUUACAGUGACACAAAAAGAAUUCACAAACCAACAUUGGUAUCACUGUCAUACCUGUACGAUGGUUGAUGGAGCUGGUGUGUGUACAGUUUGUGCCCGAGUGUGCCACAGAGGACACGAUGUCACUUACGCCAAGUAUGGAAAUUUCUUCUGUGAUUGUGGUUCCAAAGAUGAUGGAUCAUGUCAAGCUUUGACGAAAAGAAGUCCACAAAGUUCAGAGCAUCAAAUAGGAAAUACUCCAACGUAUAAUAUUGUCAAUGGAAAUGAAAGCAGUACUCUAACAACUAGUAGACUGCGUAAACGAGCUACAAGUCCUGUUCAUUAUGAUGAAAAUUUAGAGCGUAAUGAAAAAGAUAAAAAGAAACAAGUUAAAUUAGCAAAACAGUUAGAAGGUUCUAAAGAAUGGGUACUGUCCCAAUUAUGGUCUAGCGGAUUGAUAAUUUCAUUAGUUGAACUUACAAAAACAUUAUUACCAGCAAUAAAUAUUUCUUGUCAAAAAAAUUCUUCAGUUGGAUGCCAUACUCGUGCGCAAAUUGCACUCAGACAACUUCAUACAUUAGAAAAAAGAUUUGAUCAUACUGAUCAACUGAUGUUGUCAACUUUAGGCUCUCAAGAAGGAGCAUUCGAAAAUGUAAGAAUGAACUACUCAGGUGAUCAGGGACAAACAAUUAGACAGCUUUUAUCUGCUCAUAUGAUUAGAAGAGUUGCCAUGUGUUGCUUAUCAUCUCUUCAUGGUAAACGACAGCAUCUUGCCGUAUCACAUGAGAAAGGAAAAAUUACUGUUUUGCAACUGAGUACUCUAUUGAAACAAGCCGACUCUUCAAAACGAAAAUUAACUUUAACAAGAUUAGCCUCUGCGCCUAUUCCCUUUACUGUUUUAACCAUCACCAGUAAUCCGUGGAAUGAAGACUUUUUAGCUGUCUGUGGUUUAAAAGAUUGUCAUGUUUUGACAUUCAACAGUUCUGGCAUAGUAUCAGAUCAUUUAGUUCUUCAUCCACAACGCGAACCUGGUAAUUUUAUUAUCAAAGCCAUAUGGUUACCUGGUUCUCAAACUCAACUGUCAUUAGUUACCGCUGAUUUUGUUAAAAUUUAUGACCUCAGCAAAGACGCACUUAGUCCUCAAUAUUAUUUCCUUGUCCCAAUUGGUAAAAUCAGAGAUUGUACGUUUGUACACACUGAAGAUGGAGUUUUUUACCUCCUUCUUAUGUCAUCUGCGGGAUAUAUUUACAGCCAAGCUAUGACCGAUGAAAGUUCUGCGAAGCAUGGUCCAUUUUACGUCACCAACACUUUAGAUAUUUAUCAUCCAGAAAUUAAGGAUUACGGACAAGUUGGUGGUGGCGGAGUUUCUCUCUAUUAUUCUCAUGCACUUCAGUUACUAUUUUUCAGUUACACAUGUGGUAAAAGUUUUAUUGCGCCUCUAAAAAACAUGGACGCAGACAUAACUACUGUGUUUAUGAUAAAUCUUCAAAGUAAUAAAUCAAAUGGCAAUAAAUCUAAUAAUAAUCAGCCUCAACCUCUUUGUCAAUGGAGCGAAGUCGCUAAUCAUCCAGGAUUAGUUUGUUCUGUGUUUCAAACAAGUAAUAAUCCAGUAAUAUUAAUGAUAAAACCUGAUGUGAUAAUGGUACAAGAAAUCAGGGUCGUUCCCAAAGCAAAAAUAAUGGAUAUGGUAGCAAUAAGACAUCCAAGUUCUAAUGCUGAGCACAGAACGACUCUUAUACUCCUUUGCGAAGACGGCAGCUUAAGAAUCUAUAUGGCUGCAAUGGAACAAACUGGAUUCUGGAUGUCUGCGAACGUUCAAUCCCUUGGCACUAUUACUGGGAUAAAACAAAACAGGAAAAAAAAAGCAGCUAAAAUUGGCAAACCUUCAGGAUUAGUAUCUUUUCCAAUAGACUUUUUUGAACAUUGUCAACUAAUGAAUGAUGUUGAAUUUGGAGGCAAUGAUUUACUACAAAUCUACAAUGUUGCUCAAAUAAAGCAUCGACUGAAUACCACUGGAAUGUAUGUUGUUUCUACAAAAGCUAUUGGUUUUAAUGUGGAAGUUAUUAAUAAUGAUCCCACGCUAGUCAUUACCGGCAUUAGAGUCCAACUUGGAAGUCAAGACAUUCAAAGAGCUCCACUUUAUGUUGAAGUUUUUGGUAGAAGUAUUCGUACUUCUUUAACACGAAGUCGUUGGUUCGACAUUCCAUUGACAAGGGAAGAAAGUCUUCAAGCUGAUAAAAAGCUAGUAAUUACUUUUGGACUUUCGCAAGACCCAGAUGUUAUUAUGGUCGAUUCAAUAAAAAUAUACGGUAAAACAAAAGAUGCCUUUGGUUGGCCUGAGGAGCCUGAUGAAAUAUUAACUGGACAAACAACACCCGCACCAAUUGCGAGCUCAACGGUCAAUACUGAAAGUGAAAACGCUGUCGUUGCGACUCCACUUACAUCGCUUGAUAAAAUGGUUUUGAGUAUUCUGGAAGUCUUAGAGCCUUCAUUCGCUUUAUUCGCUAACGACGAAAGCAAAUCAUCUCUUCGAAGUGCAGCAAUAGAUGUGGCGUCACGUCUCCUUACGUUACCUGUUCCCCCGUUGGUUCAAAUCCGUACGACAGCACUUCUUGCAGCAUUACACCAUUCUAAAUCAGCAUAUUAUUUCCAUAAAGAUCAAAUUCUGCUUACACACGUACUUGAGUCAUUAAAAGUAAUGCGAACUCUUAAUGAGACAUGGAUGGAUGCUGAAAACUUUUAUAGACUUGUACUUAUUGUUCGAAGUAUUGCAAUCGCCCGUCCAUACAAUCUUACGAAAUUUGCUGAGCAAAAUACAGCAAAACCUAUAAAUGAAAAUAUCAUACCAAUUUUCGAGAACGACCGUAUUGCUUAUUAUAGUCAACGAUCUGGAAUUGAAAACGAACAACAUUUAGUUUUACAACUGAUGGACGUUUUUUGGAUGCUUCAUAUGGCAUAUCCAAAAAAUUUAGCUUUGGGACCUGUAGUAGUGCCUGGUUUGACCCACACUGAAGCUGUAACAUACGCCAUGAUAGAAAUAAUUCACGCUUUUACAAUGUGUGAUGCUGAAUGGAAUUCUGGUAUUGCUGCUAAACUGUACAUUCAACUUCUUUUAUCAUCUGAUAUUGCAGUCAGUUCUAGCGCCAAGCAAGCCAUCGUAAAAGUAUUGAAACCUCGGUUCAAAAGAGGAAGAGUUUAUGGAUCAAGUCCACCGCAUUGUGAUACACCUGGCGCAGCCACAGACAUGGAUAAAGAAGCAGACAUUUCAUCUACAUUACAAUCUCAGGAUACUAAAGAAUAUGAUAAUCAAUACGAUAUUGAGAUGGUUGAACCUAUGGCACUUCUUGAAGCGAACUCAAAUCUGGCUAGCGGAAUUCCAACUCCAAAUUCUUUAGAAACUCUUCUUGAGUCAAGGCGAUUCCCUCAACUUCUCGAACUUCCAGCAGACGCGGAUGAUGAAACAAUGGUAGAACUAGCUAUUGCUUUGAGUUUACAAGACCAUGAAAGUGGUGCAGAUUUACAAACUGUUCAGCAAAAUUUUCAACAAGGAUUAAUCAAUCUACAAAGUAUCCGGAGUAUUCCAAACUUAAGUGGAUCUGCUUUACAGAAUCUUCAAACCCGAGCUAUACAAGAAUUAGGUAACGCACCAGGAUCAGCUUCAGGACAAGAUGCAAGUCGUUAUUCCGAUACAGGUACUUCCGCUGGAGGAUCUGAAGAUGAAGGAUCAGCAGUGGUUGUGGAUGCAAGUACUUUGCAAACAUCUCUUGCUGAACAAGGAGGAAGUGGUGGCAGUAAAGAAAGUGAGAGUGGAGGCAGUGAAAGUGGUGGUAGUGCUGUAGACAGUAUAACAUGCGAGCACAACGUGUCAGGAAGAAGCUCAGCCUAUGGAGAUAACAAUGCAGAAACGGUUCCUCGUACAAGUGAUGAACCAUCAACGCGCUUAGAAGAUAAUUCUCCAGGUCUUCCUGCUACUGCAAGUAUCCCUCCACAGAGUGACAUUGAACAAGAACAAAGCAACGAUCCAGAAAUUGAAGUAACUAUUGAAGCCAUGAGUAAACUCCAAACUGUGCGACUUUCAUUAUUGGAAAAGUUAACUCAGUUUAUACCCCAAUUAACUAACGUAUCUGGCGUUCUUUCUAUUCCUUUAAUGCAAGUAUUUUUAGUUUUGACAUCAGACUUAGAUGGCCAAGAAGAAAGUGAUCGCCGUAGCGUUGAACAUUUAUUAAAUGUUCUUGUAGAAGAGUUAAACAUGCAAAACCCUGAUGUAGUUGACAUUCAUAAACGCAGCAAGAAACGAGAAGUUCACUUGAUCAUAAUGCGAUUGCUUAGUGUACUGAUGUCAAGAUCAAAAUGCGCUAGUAAAUCGCAAACCGAAAAUUCAAAUUUCGUUCCUCAAAUAACAGCUAAAAUCCUCAAUAAAGCCGGGGUUAUUAGUUAUUGUUUGACAUUAUUAAGAGCAUUAUUAGAGUAUUGGAAAACAACAUCAACUGAAGACAGUGAACCUGUUGUCGGUGGACAGUUAUUAAAAGAACAUUUAACUGUAUCACCCCCUGAUAUGUCUCCAUUUUUCUUACGGCAAUAUGUUAAAGGUCACGCUGUUGAUGUUUUUAAACCUUAUCCCCAGUUAUUAACAGAAAUGGCUCUACGGCUACCGUAUCAAGUUCACAAGUACGGAGAAAAUAUUUCAAUCCAUCCGUCAUUCGAUCAGCAGGCCUGGUACUUUUAUCUAUGUGAAUAUAUGAUGCUUUAUCAAACGCCAUUUAUUAGACGUCAAGUGCGAAAACUUCUACAGUUUAUAUGUGGCAACAAAGAAAAAUAUAGACAAUUACGAGACUUACACGCUCUUGUUUCUCAUAUGCAAAGCGUUCAACAACUUUGUAAUUCUGGAGGAUAUGAUCCGUUCCAAACACAUUUACAUUCUAUCAACUUGCCAUAUGAUUCCUUAGUUGAGCUCAUGGAACACUUGAAGUGCUGUGUUGAAGUGGCAACAAGUCGAACAGGAAAUUGGCAAAGAUUUUGUCUCAAACAAAAUACCAUACUUUCGUAUCUCUUUACAAUUUCUACGCUACUCAAUGAAGGUGUCAGUCCUACCGUUCUCCAACUUCUUCAAUGCGCUAUUUGUUCUUCGACAAAGCCAAGAGAUACAAAAGUUAAAGAGUCUAAAUUAAUAACAAAUUUAAAAGAGCGCAGAGAUCGUGCUAAAUCGGAAGAUUUAGAUAUCGAAGCUAAAUUCGAAGAAACUCAAUGCGUUAUUUUAGUAGAACAAAUUCAGAAACAGAUUUCGCCUGUUUUGCUGAUAAAAUUCAUUAAGGCAUUUUUGCUGGAAACUAACAACACUAAUGUUCGAUGGCAAGCCCAUUCAUUGAUUUUGGCAAUAUAUAAAAACAGCGGGCCAUCAAAUCAAGAAGCUCUAUUGGAUCUUCUUUGGAACUUGUGGCCACUUCUUCCUGUUUACGGACGUAAAGCCGCACAAUUUGUUGAUCUUCUCGGUUACUUUUCGUUAAAAACUCCUGAUGCUGGUAAGAAAAUGCAUUCUUACAUGGAACAAGCUAUUGCAGUUCUUCAUACUCAGAAUCAACUACUUGCUUGUCAUCCUAGCGCAAAUUUGUACAGAAUGUUGACACAAUUCGUAGAAUUGGAUGGAUAUUAUUUAGAAAGUGAACCUUGUCUAGUUUGUAAUAAUCCAGAAGUUCCAAUGGCUACAAUAAAGCUUUCUUCUAUUAAAGUUGAUUCGAAAUUCACUACCACAACACAGAUGGUAAAAUUGGUAUCUAGUCAUACUAUAAGUCGUAUAAUUUUACGUAUUGGUGAUUUGAAAAGAGUAAAAAUGGUUAGAACCAUUAAUAUUUUUUACAAUAAUAAAUCUGUACAAGCAGUAGUUGAAUUGAAAAAUAAACCAGCGAUGUGGUACAAAGCAAAAAAAGUAACUCUGAUUCAAGGUCAAACCGAAGUAAAAAUGGAGUUUCCAUUACCAAUCAUAGCGUGUAAUUUAAUGAUUGAGUACGCAGACUUUUUUGAAAAUAUCCAAGCUUCUUCAGAGACUCUACAGUGUCCCAGGUGCUCUGCUAGUGUUCCAGCAAAUCCUGGUGUCUGUGCUAAUUGUGGCGAGAAUGUUUUUCAAUGUCACAAGUGUCGAGCUAUUAAUUACGAUGAGAAGGAUCCGUUUUUGUGUCAUGCGUGUGGAUUUUGCAAGUACGCUAAGUUUGAUUAUACUUUCACCGCUCGACCUUGCUGUGCUGUUGAUCCUAUUGAAAAUGAUGAAGAUCGAAAAAGAACAGUAGUAACUAUCAAUACUUGGCUUGAAAAAGCCGAUCGUAUUUAUAAAACUCUAACAUCAAACAAGCCAACUCUCGAGAUGCUUUUGAUGAAAAUAGCCGAACACAAACUAGACAGAAGCAUUGAAGAAGGAAUCCAAGUAUCUAAUAAUAUUCAAGUUAAUCGAACAAUCCAGUUGUUAGCUCAGCGAUAUUGUGGAGACUGUAAAACUUCGUUUGAAGAAUUAAGUAAAAUAAUUCAGCGUGUUAUUGCCUGGCGUCGGGAACUUGUAGCCUAUGACAGAAACCAAAGAGGAGCUCAGAGCUUCUACAUUAAAUCAACAGUUAACAGUAGUAUUAAAGAAGAAAGUACUGUCCCGCCUGCGGGAAGAUGCUAUGGCUGUGCGUCUGCUGCUACCGAACACUGUCUCACGCUUCUUCGUGCACUAGCUACCAAUAAUGUUGCUAAGGAAGUGCUCUGCAAAAAUGGUUUUGUUCAGGAACUCAUCGAUCAUAAUUUAUGUAGAGGAACAAUACAAACACAAGAAGACGUACGCCAAUUGCUUUGCUUUAUAACACGCGACAACUUACAAUCAACAAAUGAACUUUGCUCUCUUUUAAUGAAUCGAGUGACAAUGACUUUGAGAGGUCGAAUCACUACUUCGGAUUUAGUUAUGGACGUCAGAUAUGAUAUGGCUCUUCUUGCUGCACUUUUGCAAAAAGAAGACGGUUGUUGGGAAGAAAAAUUGCGUUGCGUAAUGCAGUUAUUCCUUAUGGCCUGCAAAGAAUCUAAGAGCCCAGUUGUUAUGGAAAGUAUAAUUCUGCCUUGUUUAAAAAUUUUACAAGAUCUUAUUAAACCUGAUCAACCCAUGUCUAAAAGGAACAAAGAUAAAAUGAUAGAAUCGCUCGCAACCAUUCAGCUGCCUGAAGGAAUAAAUAUUGAAGUAACUAAAUGGCUUAGCAAUGAUUCAAGUCACAGUUUCAGUGAGUGGCUACAAAGAAUGCCAUCGAAAAAGUCCAUUUUCUCUUUGAAUAAACCUUUAAAGAAAGACGAAGCGCGAAAUCUUUAUCUGAUUGAAAAAUAUGGACGUCGUUGGUAUUAUCAUUGUUCACAUUUAAAAGAAAUUCAACCUCUUCAGCUGGUUAACAGUUCUUGGUUAAAAGAAGUUAUUUUUAAUCCGAGUUCAAGAUUAGCUCGACAGGUGGCUUGUAAUAUGAUUGAAAGUCUUUGUCAAGGUACAGAACGUAAAAAAAAAGUUCUGGUAUUACUCAUUAGUUAUCUCGAUGAGCUAAAAUAUGCUGGUGAAAAUAGUGCCGAAUUCUUGUCAUUAUUUCAAAAUCUUAUUAGCCAGGCUCCGUGGAAACAAUUUUUAGCCAUACGUGGAGUAAUGACCAAAUUAGCUGAUUUAUUAAUGAGUGAAAUAAAGGAAUUACAUCGAUUAGAAGAAACCACUUUAACGACCGAUUUAGCUCAAGGCUAUUCAUUAAAAAUGCUCACCGAGUUAUUAGCCACAUUUUUAGAACAAGAAAAUAUAAAACAACAAUACAAGGGUAGACUAGUUGGCGCCGUUCUCAAUGGAUAUCUUUCUUUGAGGCGGCUAGUGGUACAAAGAACAAGACUUAUUGAUGAUACACAAGAAAAACUUUUAGAAUUGUUGGAAGAAAUGACUUCUGGAACAGAAGAGGAAACUAAAGCUUUUAUGUCUAUUUGUGUAGAAACUGUUCAAAAAUACAGUCUACAAGACGUCACCACUCCGGUAUUUGUUUUCGAGAGGCUUUGCUCAAUAAUAUAUCCUGAGGAAAACGAUAUUGGAGAAUUCUUCCUUACUCUAGAAAAAGAUCCUCAACAAGAAGACUUUCUUCAAGGCAGAAUGCUGGGUAAUCCCUACAGUAGUUUAGAGCCUGGUCUCGGUCCUUUAAUGAGAGAUGUUAAGAAUAAAAUUUGCCAAGAUUGUGAGCUUGUAGCUUUACUGGAAGAUGACAACGGAAUGGAACUCCUUGUAAAUAAUAAAAUUAUAAGUCUGGAUCUUUUAGUGAAAGAGGUUUACAAAAAAAUCUGGGUUCAUGAGGGAGGUGAAUGUGAUGCCAUGAGAGUUGUUUAUAGAAUGAGAGGUUUACUUGGUGAUGCAACUGAGGAAUUCGUUGAAACAUUGAAUGCUAGCAGUGAACAAGAAAUAAAUAAUGAAGAAGUUUACAAAAUGGCUAACGUACUGGCAGAAUGCGGAGGGCUUGAAGUGAUGCUGGCUCGUUUGGCUGCAAUUCAAGAUGUCAAUCGAGCUCGGCCACUUCUCCAAGUUUUACUGAAAUUAUUUAGAUUAUCGGUAAAAGUUAAGAAAAACCAAGAAGUUUUGAGUCGCCCUGAAUUAGGAGCAGUCACAAUAUUAUUGGAAAUACUGCAGAAAUGUCUUGCAACUGAAUCUGAUAGUUCUCAAGCCAAAGUAACAGAACAGUUAUUGGAUAUAAUGGAAAUGAUUCUUACAAACGCUACUUCACAAUCUUUAAAAUCCUUUAAAGAAUUUUCAAGAACUCUGGGCGGACCAGAACAUGUCAAUGCUCUUCUUUCUUGCACUCAAUCAGCGGCAGUAAGACAGAGUACUAAUGUCUUAAUUCAUCUUGCUAGAGUUCUCGCAACUCUUACUUACGGUAAUCAAGAUAAAAUGAAUAUUCUUUACAAUUAUUUCAAACCAGUGCUUAAUUUUUACGAAUUUGAUUACGAACAUACAUCCGAAGAUGAACAAAAGCUAGAACUGUUCUGUGUCUUGUGUCAGGGAAUCGAUCGAAAUGUUAUUGGUAAUACUUUGAAAGAUUAUAUUAUAGAUAUGGGUAUCGUUAAAGAUGCAUUUGAAUAUAUCACAGUUUAUGCUCCGUGUGUAAAGCCGACGCUUUUACAUACUGAUAGUGAUGAAUUAAAAGAAUUCAUUUCAAAACCAGCUCUGAAAUAUAUUUUACGUUUCUUAACUGGUUUAGCAACGGAUCAUGAAGCUACUCAACUUACUGCAUCUCAAAUCACAAUAAACAUAAUCCAUAGGCUCGAACAAGUAUCUUCUGAUGAGCACGUUGGAUCAUUAGCUGAAAAUCUACUGGAAGCGCUGUGCACAAAUAAAAAAGUUGCUAAACUUAUUGAAGAAGCGCGACAAAAUACUCGUAGUGAAAAGAAACGUCUAGCUAUGGCAAUGCGAGAACGUCAGCUUGGCGCCCUUGGAAUGCGAACAAAUGAUAAAGGGCAAGUCACUGCUAGUGGAACACUUCUUCAGCAAAUAGAAGAUCUUGGAGACGAGACUGGACUUGUAUGCGUUAUCUGCCGUGAAGGAUAUAAAUUUAAACCAAAUAUGGUACUGGGAAUUUACACUUUUACCAAACGUUGUAACGUCGAAGAAUUUGAAAUCAAGCAAAGAAAAACUGUAGGAUAUUCAACAGUGACUCAUUUUAAUGUAGUCCAUGUUGAUUGUCACAUGUCUGCAGUUCGUCUAGCUCGGGCAAGAGAUGAGUGGGAAAGCGCAGCUUUACAGAAUGCUAAUACCAAAUGCAAUGGCCUUCUUCCACUUUGGGGUCCACUUGUUCCCGAAUCCGCAUUUGCUAGUUGUUUAGCGAGGCAUAAUACAUACUUGCAAGAGUGUACUGGUCAUAGAGAUAUAUCUUAUUCGUCGACUAUCCAUGAUCUAAAACUUUUACUACUUCGAUUUGCUCAAGAAAAAAGUUUUCAUGAUGAUACAGGAGGCGGAGGACCCCAGUCUAAUAUGCACAUAAUACCUUAUCUCAUACAUAUGGCUCUGUAUGUCAUGAAUACAACGCGAGCUAGUGUCAAAGAAGAACAACAAAUAAUGAAUUACCUGAAAUCAUCGCCGUCAUCAGCAUGGCUGGACCAAUGUUAUGAAGCUGAAGGUCCUUUAUAUCAAAUUACUCUUUCACUAAUUGUCCACUCGCCUGUUUUAUGGCAAGAAAAGAAAAUAAUACAUUUGCAAAGACUUAUUAUUCUUGCUCACCAACGGUACACGUCACCUUCAGGUCCAACUAAAACAAUUACUGACACAGCUGUAAAAGAGUACUCUGUAUAUAAAAGCGUUUUUAUAUUCUUCGGUCUCAUUGAUGCAAUUUACGCAAACUUCUUCAAAGAUGCAAAUUUAUCUGCUAAAAUUACAUCAUAUCAACAAUGGUCCACUACUUUGGCUGAUUAUAUUAGAGAGAAUGAUGAAGCUAUGUUGAAAGCUUCUGAACGUGUUUUGGCAACCUAUCGAGAUGAUUUAUUACUCUGCAAUUCAUUUAAUGAAUUUUGUGAUAUUGUCGGUUUACAUGAUGAUAUUCCAGAUUUACAAUCAUACAUAGCCGAUUGUUUAAGAGGGCUAGAAUAAGAAAAUAAUCUAGUAAUCACAAUUUUAUUUAAAUUAAUUUGACAAUAAUUAUAAAGAAAAUGAUUUAAUGGUCUGAAAAUAUUAGUAGUCUAUUAUUUUAUUAAUACAAGAAAUAUAAUUUCUUUCGAAGAAAAAAAGUCAAGUUGUCUCUCAAUGAAUUCGAUUAAAUAAAAAAAUUAUAAAUGUUUAUACUUUUUAUUUUUAUCAAUUAAUAUUGAACACCUCGACCACGAAGCGACUUUACUGUCGAAAUGCUAAAAUCACCUUAUUUUCUCAUUGAAUCGUAUUUAUUAUUUUUAAUAUCGCAUUAACACAUUAUGAAAAACACAUUAAUAUUAAGAGGAAACAUUAAUUAAUGUCUGUUGUUUGUUUUUUUUAAUUAAACAACAUAUAUUAUUAUAAAAAUAUAUUAUCGUCGCCAACUGUUAGUCGAACUCAAAAAUAGUAUGGCACAGAUAUCUCCAAAACAGCUUUAGAGUGGCUACAAAUAAAUGAUUUCGAAAUUU